AUGUCUGCUGCUGGACCCUUCCAGGAACGCAGCGGCCUUGGCACCUUCGCGGCAGUCCCCUCCUUCCGCCCACUCCUGCUCCAGACGCUCGAAAAUCCGCCCCAGCAACAGGCCCCGCCCCUCACGACAGGCCCCACCCCGCGCCUUCCAAGUCGCCCGCCUUCCCCUUGGCGGCGUCCGCCGGCUCUGGCCGUGUCCCGGCCCUGUGCCCAGUGUUCGGCCCCGUGCCCAGUCCCUGGUCCGCCCCCGGAGCUUCCUCCCUCGGGACCCCGCGGCCCGCCCGAGCGCCCCCGGCCCGCGCCGAGGGAGGGUGCGUGGCGCACACGUGACACGUGCUGUGGGCGGAGCCUGCGCCGGCAGAGACGCCGGCGGAGGUGGCCCGGGGGAGGGCGGGCGCGGGCCUCGCCUAGCUCUCGCCCCGGAGCUCGCGUAGGCCUCGGUCGGCCCGCCCGCCCCGCCCCUCCUCUGGCCCGGCCGAGGCCCUGCUCUGGCUCCUCGCCCGGCGAGCGCUGCGCUAGGCCUCCCGUUGACUUUGCCACUGUUACGGCGCCUCCUCAUGCACCCUCCGCGCGCAGCGCGGCUUAG
Messenger RNA from Panthera uncia (snow leopard), 585 nucleotides. RefSeq names its product translation initiation factor IF-2-like. Bases 1 to 585 code for a protein of 194 amino acids. The record is from RefSeq and is a predicted model, not a curated record. Lineage: Eukaryota; Metazoa; Chordata; Mammalia; Carnivora; Felidae. The transcript is spliced from 2 exons.